Molecule: messenger RNA, 3863 nt
Organism: Mesoplodon densirostris (Blainville's beaked whale)
Lineage: Eukaryota; Metazoa; Chordata; Mammalia; Artiodactyla; Ziphiidae
Gene: ZNF470
Product: zinc finger protein 470
Exons: 8
Coding region: 142-2742 (866 amino acids)
Biological process (GO): regulation of immune system process; regulation of cytokine production; negative regulation of transcription by RNA polymerase II
Source: RefSeq, a predicted model, not a curated record
CCCGCCACCUGGGUUCCAGCUGGCCAGGCAGGGUGGCUGGCUCGGCGGCCGGCCGGGCAGGGCCCGCUGGGUGCCCGGCGUGCCCGGGCGGGCAGGGUGUGUUUGCGCGACCCCGGGGACGUGUGCACGCACGGUGGUGACAUGCGGGGGGCGGCGAGCGCGCGAGCCCGCGGCCUGGGAUCCCCGCCGCAACGAGGCGUCCCCCGCACAAAGCCCGGAGCGGGCCGCGGCCGGAGCGCGGGGACCCCGGUUGCUUUCCCUUGCCCUGCCCGGGGAAGGCCGCGCGCAAGGAGUGGUCUCACAUCCAGGGGCCAGCGGGGAGCGGCGACCACGGGGCCUGAGAACAGAGCUCUGCCUUCCAGCGACACGGCCUUUGUCCAGGUGAGGAGACACAAGCAGGAGGCGGCAGGGACAGGAAUUGAACGGCAAGCCACCUCCCAGAGCUUGGUGACAUUUGGGGAUGUGGCUGUAGAGUUCUCCCCAGAAGAGUGGGAGUGGCUGGACUCUGCUCAGAGGAGUCUGUACAGGAGUGUGAUGCUGGAAAACUACAGGAGCCUGGUCUCGCUGGGACUUUGUGUUUCUAAGCCCAAAAUGAUCUCCUCAUUGGAACAGAGGAAGGAGCCCUGGGCGGCGAAGAGAACGUUGACAAGAGGCGGAUGUCCAGACUCACGGGCUCUGCCAAAGACUAAGGAGUUAUCUUCAAAGAAGAGCUUCUGUGAAGAAACGUCCUCCCAGGCGGUGCUCAUGGAGAGGCCCACGACCUACAGUCUGGAGUGCUCCGUUCUAGGGGCAGACUGGGGUUACAGUGCUGUGUUGGAGAGGCAUCUGGGCUUGGUGACCAUCACGAACAUGGCCGUAGACGUCUCCCAGCAGCCAGACCCAACUCGGAAGAGUUUCUGUAAGAAUGUCAUGUGGGAGGACCACAAUCUGAGGGCAGUAGGACGUUGUGUGUCUGAGCUAGACUUGGUCUCUUUGCUGGACCUUGGGAAGGAACCCUGGGUGGUGAAAGGAGAGCUGGCAAGAGACCCGUCCCCAGGCCAGCAGUCUGUACGUGAGACCCAGGAGUUAUUUCUGAAGCAGGAUCCAUUGGCUGAAGUGGUAACGGACAGAACUUCAAACCCUAACCUGGAGAGUUCCACUCUCAGAGGAAGCUGGGACGCCGAGGGUCUGUGUGAAAGGAAGCUGGCAGGUCAGAAGACACAAUUCAGGCAGGAGGCAGUCACUCACAGCAAAACCCUCUCUAAGGAAAGAGAGUGUCCGUAUAACAAAUCUGGAAGAUGGUUCCACUUGGACAUUUCAGAAGAGAGAGUUCACCGCUGUGAUUCAGUUAAGAAAACUUUCCCCGCAAGUUCAGUGGUAAUAAAACAUGCAGGAAUCUAUGCAGGAAAAAAACUUUUCAAAUGUAAUGAAUGUAAGAAAACCUUUACCCAGAGCUCAUCCCUCACUGUGCAUCAGAGAAUUCAUACUGGAGAGAAGCCCUAUAAAUGUAAGGAAUGUGGAAAGGCCUUCAGUGACGGCUCAUCCUUUGCCCGACAUCAGAGAUGUCACACCGGCAAGAAGCCCUACGAAUGUAUGGAAUGUGGGAAAGCCUUCAUACAGAACACAUCCCUUAUCCGUCACUGGAGGUAUUAUCACACCGGGGAGAAACCCUUUGACUGCAUCGACUGUGGGAAAGCCUUCAGUGAUCACAUUGGACUCAAUCAGCACAGGAGAAUUCAUACUGGAGAGAAGCCCUACAAAUGUGAUGUGUGUGACAAAGCCUUUAGGUAUGGCUCAUCCCUGACUGUCCAUCAGAGAAUUCACACAGGAGAGAAACCGUACGAAUGUGAGGUGUGUAGAAAAGCCUUUAGCCAUCAUGCCUCACUCACUCAGCACCAAAGGGUGCAUUCUGGAGAGAAGCCUUUUACAUGUAAAGAAUGUGGGAAAGCCUUUAGGCAGAAUAUACACCUUGCUAGCCAUCUGAGGAUUCAUACUGGCGAGAAGCCCUUCGAAUGUGGGGAAUGUGGUAAGUCCUUUAGCAUCAGUUCCCAGCUGGCCACCCAUCAGAGAAUUCAUACCGGAGAGAAGCCCUACGCUUGUAAGGUCUGCAGCAAAGCUUUCACCCAGAAGGCUCACCUGGCGCAGCAUCAGAAAACUCACACAGGAGAGAAACCCUACGAGUGUAAGGAGUGCGGGAAGGCCUUCAGCCAGACCACACACCUUAUUCAACACCAGCGAGUUCACACGGGAGAGAAACCCUAUAAGUGCAUGGAAUGUGGGAAGGCCUUUGGCGACAACUCCUCCUGCACUCAGCACCAGAGGCUUCACACUGGCCAAAGGCCCUACGAAUGUAUUGAAUGUGGGAAGGCCUUCAAGACAAAGUCGUCCCUCAUCUGUCAUCGCAGAAGUCACACUGGGGAGAAACCUUACGAAUGUAGCGUGUGUGGCAAAGCCUUCAGCCAUCGGCAGUCCCUUAGCGUCCAUCAGAGGAUUCACUCUGGAAAGAAACCGUAUGAAUGCAAGGAAUGCAGGAAAACCUUCAUCCAAAUCGGACACCUCAAUCAGCACAAAAGAGUGCACACAGGAGAGAGACCCCACAACCAUAAGAGAAGCAGAAAAGUCUUCAGGCAGAGCACACACUUUGCACAUCAGAGAAUCCACACUGGAGAGCCACCGGCACGCCCCUCUUUACCUGCUACGUCAAAUCCUGUGGAUCUGUUACCCAGGUGUCUCUGGAAUCCACCCUCACUCCCAUCACUAUAGUCCCGAGACAUUGUGACUCAGACCACUCCAGCAGCUUAAAACCUGUUCUCUCUCUCCUUUCUGUCUAUUCUGUUCUUGUCCUGUACAAGUUUGUUCUUCACGUUUUUGCAGUUAGAACGUGAAGAUGUUUGUUUUAAGUGAAAAUAGAAUUCAUUUACUCCUCAUGUAAAUACCUACGUUGAGAUCCUUCAUAUUGAUUAAUGCAUAAGAUGUGUGUAGCACAAUGGCUGGUCCAUACUAAGCGUUCAGUAAUGUUAGCUCUUUUAAAAACAUUGUUUUCAGACAUUGAAAAGUUACCAUAGGCAACUGAAAAUGAUGCAUAGAAUGAAGCUAAGAGAAGCCAGACAUUAGAUCAGAAACAGGCGUUUCAAGACAGUCAGUGAGGCUUUGCCUGCUCUGGUUUAAAACUUGAUUCCAUAAUGUUGAGUUAGUAUUAUAGCUUUUCAUUUAUCUGCAUAAAGUGUAAGGUGCUGUGACCUUGUUGGUGAGAAAAUUACAUCUCACAACAGUCUUAGAAAGUGUGUAGAGAACAUGGCUGAGGAGGCCACCUGGAAGAAAAGAACUGAAACAAUCAGAGGAGAAGACAAGGCUCACCUGCGUACAGUUAAACCUUCUGACAUGUAUUAGAAAAUUUGGCAAGAUUUGAUCAUUUAAAGUCACCUGGGUAGGGCUUCCCUGGUGGCGCAGUGCUUGAGAGUCUGCCUGCCGAUGCAGGGGACACGGGUUCGUGCCCCGGUCCGGGAAGAUCCCACAUGCCGCGGAGCGGCUGGGCCCGUGAGCCAUGGCCGCUGAGCCUGCGCGUCCGGAGCCUGUGCUCCACAACGGGAGAGGCCACAGCAGUGAGAGGCCCGCGUACAGAAAAAAAAAGAAAAGAAAAAAGUCACCUGGGCUUAUGCGUGAAUUCCAUUAAAGUUUCAAAGAACCACUAACCUUGAGGCAGGACUAAUCUUGACUAUGACUCCUGGCCAGAGCCUCAGUGACUGUUUUGUAUGGCCCAUGAUCUGAUUUUUUAAAAUUAUUUUAGUGGAGGAACAAGUGAAAAGAAUAAUAGCUUAAGACAACAUGAAAAUUAUAUGAAAUUUAAAUUUCAGUGUCUGUAAAUAAAGUCUUAUUGGCUCACA